Cyprinus carpio (common carp) is the source of this 691-nucleotide messenger RNA. It is a transcript of the gene triap1, whose product is annotated as TP53 regulated inhibitor of apoptosis 1. Lineage: Eukaryota; Metazoa; Chordata; Actinopteri; Cypriniformes; Cyprinidae. The record is from RefSeq and is a predicted model, not a curated record.
UCGUGCGCCACGCGAGACCACGUGGUAUCGGCAAAGUCAAGCGAGAUCACGGAAUCGACAGCGAGCUCUCCUCGGCUCGGACAGAACACGACGACAUUAGACCGCUAAGCCGCGGUGUCUGGGGCGGGUGUGAAGAUGAACAGCGUCGGCGAGGGCUGCACGGAGCUCAAGCGCGAGUAUGACCAGUGUUUUAACCGCUGGUUCGCCGAGAAGUUCCUGAAGGGAGACCGGAGCGCGGAUCCGUGCAGCGAGUUAUUCCUCAAAUACCACACGUGUGUCCAGAAAGCCAUCAAGGAGAAGGACAUCCCUGUAGAAGGUGUGGAGUUCAUGGGUCCAAACAGAGAGAAAGCGGACAGCUGAUGCCCUGAUUGGGUUUCAUGUGGACUGGGAUGAGACAUGGACUGCAGCACUGGACACUUACUGCUGAGACUACCACUGUACAUCCAGUGCUCUGCCUGUUUAUUCAUCAUUCGUGUAUGUUUCAUAACAUGCAGGAGAAUGCACUGUGCAUGUGUGCAUUAAGAAGAGACUAAGUUAGUUGUGUUUGGGUUGCCAGGUGCAGCGGGUUUCUGCAGAAGCUUGUUUCUGCCGUGAAAUAAAAAUUAAAAAGGUAAUUGCGAUGAUAUAUUUAAUAAUUUUUUAACAGAAAAAAAAGGUAAAGGCAACUUUUAGUUUAUGUCUCAUAAUUUGA